This is a messenger RNA of Acanthopagrus latus (yellowfin seabream), 3095 nucleotides long. RefSeq lists its product as uncharacterized. The transcript is spliced from 9 exons. The record is from RefSeq and is a predicted model, not a curated record. The coding region runs from base 105 to 1979 and encodes 624 amino acids. NCBI's taxonomy places the organism in Eukaryota, Metazoa, Chordata, Actinopteri, Spariformes, Sparidae.
ACGAAAGAAUUUUGAACUUUAAGCGCCGUGUGUUUGGACCCGUUAGCCUGCCACUUCCAUCAUCUAUCAACAACAAGAAAAAAAAAACGUGUUUUGUGUGAAAUAUGGACCUGUUUUUAAAAGACCAACUGCAAAGGAAUAGCCUUGCCUUCAAAAUGUCACUGGACCGAAUCGCAGAAAAGUACUCAAAGCCUCAGUACCAACACGGGGGGAUGGAGGUGGACAUCAACAACAUAAAUUUCCGAGCCCUUGAAGGCUACAUGCAACAGUCAAGAAUGGAGAUGAACAAGCUGGAAUCACAGAGCCUGACAGAUGUGAGAGACGACUCCUUGAGAUACCAGGACAUUACAGGAGACUCUCAGUUGGACUUCACGUAUGAAGAUGGUGACGCAGUGGAGAGUUGUGUUUCCUCUGCUCAGUUCUUGGAGAAUCCUGAGAUGGCUUCAAGUCACACAACUCAUCUGACCGUGAGCUCGUUGGAUGAGACACAGAGGAGCCUUUCUGAGCUCCUGCCUGAGGACCUCGAUGAAGACCUCGAAAUGUCUCUGAGAAGUCACGGCAGCUCUCUGGUGGACCUCUACCCCAGCAUGAUCAGUCGAAUAGGGAAGGCCUGGCAUCGACAGCACGUCUCCGAUGCCGCUGGCUCGGUGCUGAAGAGGUACCGCAGAUGGCGACAGAAGCCGAACAGAAGCGUUAAUAACACCUUCGUCGUAACGCGGAGACGGGGCGAUCCAAAUAAGACAAUCAGCAAUACGCUGCUCAAUGAGACUUUGAACAGCCCUGUGAAAAUCCAGUACCUGGAGGCUGAUGCUACCCCUCGGUCUCCCUCGAUGAAAAUGACCAGUGCGAAUGAUUGGCAGACACAUCAUCAGUCUCCCAGGAGGAUGAGAGGCUCACAGCACCAGCCUGUCCUCGUCAUGGACUUCUCUGAUUCCUCUGAGACCUAUAAACCGAAAGAUUUCUCGCUAAAUGAGACUUUUGAUGUGUCAGAACAGCCGUUCGCUUACGCUGUCAGCCCCUCACGACCUUUCUAUCCCACGGCAAAAGCAUCCUUAGACCUGUCUCUCAGGUCAAAAAGACUGUCUCUCGCUGCACCCUCACCGCAGACUGAUGUUUGGUCCAUGUGUGCAUCACAAGAGAGACAAGACAUCUAUCGUUCCCCAGUCAGGAAGAGUCCCUUAAAAGCAAGAAUGUUAGCCGGCCUCAUUAGAUCACCGUUCUCCAGAAGCCCCAGUGCACAGUCUGUGGAAAGUGUUUCCAGAGUGCCCACGCGGCGCAGAUCCUUGUCUACAUCCCUCUCCUCUCCACUCAAGCCAACUGUGCAACCAAGGAUGCUUUACGCUCAAGACUCCCAUCGUCCCCUGCAGCCACAGCUGCCCUCACCUCAGUCAGCAGCAGGAGAACGCCACAGGCUCCGUCGGCAUCUUUCCUUCGACUCCUCCAUCCUACAGUCGACCCAUGUCUCCUACUUGCCGAAGAAAAUUGACGAGGACUUUAUAAAACUCUACCACAAGUUUGUCUGCCAAGACAAAUCAUCUCCCUUUAAGGGGGCUCUGUGCCGUUACUGCGCUAGAAGCUCCGAGGCCAGCAGAGGCCACUCUUCCUCAGCUCUGGCCGCCCUCGCCUUGUCACCACACCGCUCCCUCCUGAGGAAACGCCACAGGGUGAUGAGCUGGGACUGCCAUCCCCAGUCGAAACGCCCCAGGGACGAGUAUUCCUCGCCGGGGUCCAGACGCCAUCAGAUGCUGAGGUGCCGUCUCUCUGCGUCUGAAAAUGAGCUGUCUCAAGAUCGCUUCUCCUUCAGCCCGAGUAAACGCAGCCUGUUUCAAAGAUACAGCAGCCAGCAGCGCUCAGCAGACCCACAUCAGGAGACCUGGAUGAGUCGAGGCCGCGAUUUAUCUGCAGCUGACUGUUCCAGCCUGGGAAGUUCACUUGAAAGCAACAUGACCUACAGCCGAUCCCCGAGAAAAUGGUGGUGAACAGGGAGAACAACAGCCUGUCCUCAAACAAGUAUCGCUGUGGGCAACUACUGUCAUGUAGCAAAUAUCAGUAUGUAGCAGCGUGAGGUUUCUGAUACAAAUGUUGGUGUAAAUUACACGUGACAAUCAAAAGGGAAGCAAUUGUGUCCCUCAGCUGGCGUGAGCAGCAUGAGCUCAGGAAAUGAUUUUAAACUGCAACUUUUGUGACAUGUUAAAGGAACACUUCACCCAAAAAUGAAAAAUCAGUCAUUUACUUCACAUCUUCGUGCAGAUGGAAAAUCAAGUGAAGUUUCAUAAUCCACAAAACUGGAGCAACAAAGAAAUAAACAGCAUUCUUCUAAUCAUUUCAGCAUGUUCGGCAAAAUCCAAAUAUCUAGAAGCCCGGAGAUCCUGAAUUUAAUUGAUAAGACGUUAUUUAUGCCAUAAACGUGCAGCGGAGCUCUUACACCCUCUUCAGACAGGGUGGGUGCUAACGCUUUAGCUAAGUAGCUGCGGUAAAAUUUGGGUUUGAAAAUGGUGUAAAUCACGUCUUUUCAAAUCAGUUUCAGAUCUGAAGGCCAUUCCAUGUUCUUUUUUUCAUUUUAAGACAAGUCCCCAUCUAGUUGUUUAAAAAAGCUGCUUUUCUGUGAAGCAGAAAUGUUCUGAGGAAUAAGAAACUAUACCUAGCUUUCAAGGCACGGGGAUGGGUAAAUGACUCAAUUUUAAUUAAUGAGUGAACUUUCCCUUUAAAGAUAUAAAUGGUCAUGGCUUGGGUUCCUCUUUUUAAUGUUAUGUUUUUUUGUACAUUUGAUGCCAUCUGUGAAGUGUGCAUGACUGUGGGUUGCACCCUUGGAUGUUCAAUAACUAAAUGUUAACAGUGUAAUGUUUAUUUUUAAUACUUGUUCAUUAUUAAAAUGUAAUAAUUGUAUAUUGUGUCAUGUGAAAAUGAACUUUCUGAAGAAAAAUGAAUUCUUAAUGCAGUUUCUGUUUAUUUAACUUUUCAAAUAUAUUCAUGUAAUGCUCAAAGUUAAGAAACCCAAAAAAAAUAUUCCAAACAGCCACACUCAAAAGAGGUCAAGUUAAAGGUAGAAAAGUACACUUGUUAAGGAAAAUAAAGACAAUUUCAUGUUUUGGUCA